This is a messenger RNA of Boleophthalmus pectinirostris (great blue-spotted mudskipper), 1902 nucleotides long. RefSeq names its product T-box transcription factor 4 (gene tbx4). Gene Ontology annotation, biological process: positive regulation of DNA-templated transcription; cell fate specification; regulation of transcription by RNA polymerase II. The record is from RefSeq and is a predicted model, not a curated record. The transcript has 10 exons. Gene Ontology annotation, cellular component: nucleus. NCBI's taxonomy places the organism in Eukaryota, Metazoa, Chordata, Actinopteri, Gobiiformes, Gobiidae. Gene Ontology annotation, molecular function: RNA polymerase II cis-regulatory region sequence-specific DNA binding; DNA-binding transcription factor activity, RNA polymerase II-specific. The coding region runs from base 1 to 1902 and encodes 633 amino acids.
AUGUCCGCCCGGGCUUUUAGCGGCGUCUCAGUGAUGGACGUGAGCGGGGGUCUGAGCUCUGAAGUGAACGCAAACCGAAAGCGUCGUCCGAGUCCACGGCGGCGGCGGCGGCGGCACGAAAACGUCAAAAGGCCGAUAAUGAAGAGGACGCAAACGAUAAAGACACAGACGCUCACCGCAGCUCAGACUCUCAGGACGGGGCUGGGGUCUGGUCCUUGGUCUUUAGUCGUCCUCCAGGCGCGUUGGUCAGAUGGUCCUGAGGCUUCAUCCUCCAUGUGCAGGUUCCAGACGGGGCGAGUAAGACCAGAGCGCAGUGGACUGGGUCUGAGUGGUUCUGUGCCGUCGUCUGUGCGCUGGAUUCAUGCGGGAAGAGACAGAGAGAUGCUGCAGGAGAAGAGCUCCGCGGCUCCAGACCAGCCCAGGGCCUCGUGUGGAGCUGAAGCCCAGAGCGAGGCGCCUCGAGUGGGACACGGCGCCAGCGGAGGGGCCCCUGGAUCCAGAGAACACGACCAGAACAUAGAGAACAUAAAAGUGGCUCUUCACGAGCGAGAUCUGUGGAAGAAGUUUCACGAAGCAGGAACUGAGAUGAUCAUCACCAAAGCAGGCAGGCGGAUGUUUCCCAGUUACAAAGUGAAAGUGAGCGGGAUGAAUCCUAAAACCAAAUACAUCCUCCUGAUCGACGUGGUCCCAGCCGACGACCACAGAUACAAGUUCUGUGACAACAAAUGGAUGGUGGCGGGGAAGGCGGAGCCUGCGAUGCCGGGUCGGCUCUACGUUCACCCCGACUCGCCGUCCACCGGAGCUCACUGGAUGAGACAACUCGUGUCCUUCCAGAAACUCAAGCUCACCAACAACCACCUGGACCCUUUUGGACAUAUCAUUUUAAACUCGAUGCAUAAGUACCAGCCUCGUCUACACAUCGUCAAAGCCGACGAGAACAACGCCUUCGGCUCCAAGAACACGGCCUACUGCACCCACGUGUUCCACGAGACGGCGUUCAUCUCCGUCACCUCCUACCAGAACCACAAGAUCACUCAGCUGAAGAUCGAGAACAACCCGUUUGCCAAAGGGUUCAGAGGCAGCGAGGAGGGAGACCUGAGGGCCUCCAGACUACAGGGGAAAGAGUACCCGGUGAUCUCUAAGAACGUGGUGCGUCAGCGGCUGCUCUCGUCUCACUCACACCUGUCGGGGAAACUGGGCUCGGGGGUGAUCCAGGGACACCCGCAGGUCCUGUCCCAGUAUCAGUACCACGAUCCCGGGGUGAGUCCGGACCAAGAGCCGCUCUCCAACCACUUCAGCCAGAGGGAGCCAGGACUGCUGUACCACUGCUUCAAACACAGAGACUCCGGUCGUCACUUGGAGCUGGGCUGUAAGCGUCCCUACUUAGACCCCGCCCCCUCCGUCCCCGACGAUCACUACUUCAGGUCCCCGCCGUCGUACGAGUCCCCGCUCCUGUCGCACCCGUACUGCUCCGACUCGCUGCCCCCGCGGGAACCCUGCAUGUACAACUCGCUGGAAACGGAGCACACGAGCCACCCCGCCGCCCCCGACCCCGACGACCUGCCCGGCGCCAUCAACUGCAACGUGUGGAUGCAGCCGUACCCGCGCUACGGCGUGGAGGGCGUGCCGUACCAGCCCUUCACCGCGCACUUCGCCAACGCCACGCACCCGCCCGCGCCCAUCGCCUCCCGGCCGCAGGGGGAGCUCUACAACGCCGCCGCCGCGCAGAGGGGUUUGCCCGUCCUCCCUCCGUCCUCCUCCUCGUCCUCCACGUCCUGUUCCGGAGCGAGGGAGCGAGCGCUGUACAAAAAGCCCGGCAGAGAUUAUAGCGGUUACACUCCGCAGGGGGCGCUAGCGUCGUACCAGUAUCAGGUGGGACUGAACACGUGGACGGAGAGCUAA